This is a messenger RNA of Cottoperca gobio, 2451 nucleotides long. RefSeq names its product protein FAM104A-like. The transcript has 3 exons. Bases 724 to 1104 code for a protein of 126 amino acids. Lineage: Eukaryota; Metazoa; Chordata; Actinopteri; Perciformes; Bovichtidae. The record is from RefSeq and is a predicted model, not a curated record.
UAAACAGAGGGGCGGAGCUCUUCGGGAAACGUUCAGCGAAGAAGAGCUCGUCGCUGCUAUGGCUCACUUAACGACCGCGGAGUCUGGGCUAUUAAUGUUGGACUUCGGACAACAUUAAAACUGUAUUUUGAACUUUUACUCAUUUAGUUUGUUUCGCGUCGGAGUGCUGUCAAGUACAGGCGACCGUUAACCGCGACUAACGGCAAGUGGACGGAGUACGAUAGCGGAAGAACUUUCAGUUAGCAUAACGUUAGUGCAGCUGUAGUUAGCUGAAGUAGUUAGCUGAUAUAUUACGUUGCACAGUAGCAGCUAGCAGGCUAGCUCGCUCCCUUUUGCUGUCAUGCCUGGAGUUUCUCGAGAUUUCACUGCGUAAACGAGAAUACCUAGUAGUUAGCUGGUUAGCUAGUUAACUAGUUAGCUGGUUAGCUUCCGGACGCCCAGUAGCAGUUUGUUCCAGCACCGAGGUAUAGGCGGACUGGACUGGGAGCAGUGACCGGUCUGAACACAGCUGAGCUUUCCGACGGAGACCUGUGCUUCUUCAGCCGCCUGGAGAUCGCUCACUCACAUCCCGAGAGUUUCUGAUGUAAUGAGAGGAAGCUUGCCAUACUGAGUUUCUAUGAAAGGGUCGUACUGUAACACAGCCAAAGAUUUAAAAUAAGAUCAGGCUCACAAGGAGUGUCAACCUUUCUCUUUGCCAAAAAAACAUCCGUCAAGACUGCAGAAAUGCUCACUGACAGCAGGAAACGACACCGUAGCUCUGACCGUGAGGAGGACCCGCAGCUGAGUCCUCAGGCCAAGAGGUCAGGAGGGGGUCCCAGCCUGCUUGUGUCAGAUUUGGAUUCGGAGUCUUCCAGCAGUGACAGCAGUAAUGGGAUCAGUAGUCCGGAGAGAGCAAUAGUGGCCAGCACCAGGCCGUGCAUACACAGCCAGAACAACCGCAUCACUCAGUACUCCCCCAGCCCAACGCCUGAAGACUCCGGUAGCUCCUUGCAGUCUGGUUUCCAUGGCGACAGCAGCAGUGUCUCUUACGACUCCAUCAACAGAGUCCUGAGGGAGGCGCACUUCAGUAGCCUGCAGACCAGAGGGCGACCAGGCUCAACAUGACUGUGACCUCUGACCCCUCUCCUGACCUUUUGUCCCUCGCCCAUCAGUGCUGACACUACUGGCACGGGGGCUCCUCCUCAGAAAGCCUCAAGCGAUGCACUCGGGUCAGGGGGAAGGGGAUGAUGUGUGGGGAGGUUUACAGAUUUUUGGGCACAAAAGCUCAUCCCCACCUCACUAUGUACCAUUUGUCAAGACCAUAAGCACAUUUGCCUUUCCAUGGCCCAGCCACUGUGGUUUCUGUGCAGUAUUGAUGUGUGUUUGUGCGUGUGUGUGUGUGUGUGCACGCACCCUGUGCACUUUAUAAAGAGGUAUCAUUCUCUUUAAAUGCGUGCGUUGAUGCGUGGACAUUUUCAUUGGUGCUAAUCACAAGUAACGCGUGAUGACCCAAAGUGCUUGCAAAACUAAAUAAAGCGAAGCACUUUACUCAAUAACUCCUCUUUCUGUUUACUCUCGACUGGAGAAGUCAGCCGCAUGCUUGUGUCUGAAGUGGGAGUGGUUGUUGUGAUCCCAUUCACAAAAGAACAUGGAGGCCAAUGGACUCACUCCCAUGGAGCAUUAUUAAAAACAAUCCAGUAAAAUAAAAUCAUAGGCCUUCUUUGUUUUCUAUAACCAAAGUGACAAAGGAAACGCUCACCUACAAAAUCACCAUUUGUACGCAUUUAACAGCAAAACAUCGUUUACAAACUCCUUCCCAACGAAGUAGUUACUUUGAUUUAGAGACCUGGAUUAUACCGCACGAGUUGUGCGAGAGUUAAACCGCUUUCUCGUUGCUUCGUUCACCGUUGGAGCCAUGCGAGAAGUUUUCUUUACUAAUUCAAGGUAACGCGUGGGGAGUGAACUUACAUACAAAUGAUCCUUCUGUGGGUGAGGUAUUCCUUUUAAACUAUAGUGCAUUUGCAGUUACUUUCACAAUCUAAAUGAAUCCAAAUGUUUUGCUGUGGAAGGUCGGCGGGUUCAAGGUAUUGAAACGGAUUCCUCAUGAGCCGCAUCACCAAAAACCCAACCUCAGAUUAGACCCUGGCUAAUUAUAGAGCUGUGAGAGCAGCAGGCCCCGGAGUCUGCGGCUCAGGCAGUGUAGUUCUGGGCACAGUGCGUCUCACAGAAACGGCCUCAACACAAAAAAAGCGCUCAAGUUUGUUACCUUGUGUUUACUUUAACAUUUUACACAUCGUGUGUGUGUGUGUGUGUGUGUGUGUGUACGCGUCAUACGCCUGUCAGCCAUACUUGUUGUAUGUAUGGUUAAAACAAUGACCAGUACACUGUGUUGCAAAUAAAAUGAGAUGUGAAAGUGAUAUUUUAUGUAAUUUUCCAAAAUCAUUUGACAUUGAAAUAAAAGCGUUGCUGAAA